Molecule: messenger RNA, 2328 nt
Organism: Scatophagus argus
Lineage: Eukaryota; Metazoa; Chordata; Actinopteri; Scatophagidae
Gene: mto1
Product: mitochondrial tRNA translation optimization 1
Exons: 13
Coding region: 167-2239 (690 amino acids)
Biological process (GO): tRNA methylation; tRNA wobble uridine modification
Cellular component (GO): cytosol
Molecular function (GO): flavin adenine dinucleotide binding
Source: RefSeq, a predicted model, not a curated record
CGUCUAUACACCAGUUAUUACGACUUAAAUCCACAGACAGCAUGGCAGCUUCCAUAAAGAACAUUCGUGUUACAUAGAAGCAGUUUUAUAACUGUUUGGGGGGAUCUUUUUUGGUCCGUAAAUGUCGCUUUCCUUUUGACUUUGAACAAAACACGUUCUUCAUCACAUGCCGAAAGUGUGUGCACCUCACAUGUUCACAAGGAACCUGCACAGCUUCCUGGUUCUGGUUUGUAGACAUGCCAGUCGCGUUGCCCGACAGCAGUAUGAUGUUAUUGUUGUGGGUGGGGGUCAUGCAGGGACUGAGGCGGCGGCAGCAGCAGCCAGAGUGGGAGCUGAGACGCUCCUGGUCACACAGAAAAUUCACACCAUUGGUGCCCUGUCCUGUAACCCGUCUCUGGGAGGAAUAGGGAAGGGCCACCUUGUAAAGGAGGUGGAUGCUUUGGAUGGGCUUUGUGGUCGAGCUGGAGACUGGGCUGGGAUCCAUUUCUCCAUCCUGAAUCGUAGAAAAGGCCCAGCUGUGUGGGGCCCCAGGGCCCAGCUGGACCGGCAGCGCUACCACGAAUUUAUUCAGUCUGAGCUGCUGUCCACUCCCAGGCUGACAGUGUUGGAGGGCUCAGUGGAGGAGCUGCUGGUAAUAGAACCAAACCCAGAGGAGCCUGGACGCCACAGAGUCACUGGCGUAUGUUUGGCCAGCGGAAGCCACCCAAUCUCAGCGCGCUCUGUGGUUCUUACCACUGGUACUUUCCUUUCGGGCUCCCUCUUCAUGGGCCAAGCCACAUUCCCAGGGGGUCGGAUUGGCGAUGCCCCAUCGAGUGCUGGGCUGUCCCAGACGCUGAGGGAGAGGCUGGGGCUCAGGACAGGCAGGCUGAGAACCGGUACCCCUCCCAGGAUUGUGAAGGAUUCAGUAGACCUUUCCCUGGCUUACCUUCACCCCCCUGACAGUAGUCCAACACCAUUCAGCUUCCUUAAUACACACACACAUUGCAAGCCCGAAGAGCAGCUGCCUUGCCACCUGACUCAUACUAACCCUGGUGUAGAGAGAGUGGUGAGGGAGACUCUUCAUCUCAACUGUCACAUACAGCAAGACACCAAGGGUCCCAGGUACUGCCCCUCCAUUGAGUCGCGGGUGCUUCGCUUUCCAGGCCGAAAGCACCAAGUGUGGCUGGAGCCUGAGGGAUUGGACUCUGAUCUUUUGUACCCUCAGGGUCUGUCCAUGACCAUGCCCCCUGAAAUGCAGCUCUGCCUCAUCAGAGAAAUCCCCGCCUUGCACAGAGCGGAGAUCCACACACCUGGUUAUGGUGUGCAGUACGACUUUGUGUGCCCCACUCAGCUGACCCCUGCCCUUCAGGUGAAGAGCACCCAAGGACUUUUCCUGGCUGGUCAGAUCAACGGAACAACAGGGUACGAGGAAGCUGCUGCACAGGGUCUGUGGGCAGGGGUGAACGCCGCCCGCUGGGCACUUUCCAUGCCUCCAGUGGCGUUGUCUCGGACAGAGAGUUAUAUCGGAGUUCUCAUCGAUGAUCUGGUGAGUCGAGGCGUCACAGAGCCCUACCGCAUGUUCACCAGCCGGGCCGAGUUUCGAACCUCUCUAAGGCCAGACAACGCUGACCUCCGCCUCACUCUGAAAGGGUUUGAGGAGGUGGGAUGUGUGUCCUCCUUACGCUAUCAGGAGGCUGUGAGAGUGAGAAACAGUCUGCAAGAUGCACUGACAGCCUUGCGGUCUAUCUCUCUGUCCACUCCCAACUGGAGAGAGAAGCUGCCCGAUCUCCGUAUGAGCGAUGCCAAGAACACAACAGUGACUGGUAUGCAGGUGCUGCAGUACAAUGAUGUGUCCUUUGAAAGGCUUGCAUCUAUUUUCCCAGAGUGCCUUUCACCUUACACGGAGUUCUCACAAAGGCUUAACAUAGAGGCCGUGUACAGGCCUCACUGUGAGCUUCAGAAGAAAGAGAUGGAGAGAAUUCGGAAGGAGGAGAACAUGUCUCUCCCACAGGACAUAGACUAUUUCUCUCUGCCAGUGUCACUGUCUCAGGAAGUCAGAGAGAUUUUGGACAGAGUUCGACCCAGUACUCUGGGUGCUGCUGUACGUUUGCAAGGCAUAACUCCAGCUGCCAUCGUGCAUCUCCUGAACUAUGUGCGCCACACAGGACAAAAGGAGAGACAAAUGAACAGACACCGAUCGGCCCAAAAGGAGGAGAGAGAAGAGGAGCUGUGUGCAAGAAACAUAUCUUUACCACAGUGAAAUGAUGACUAAAAAUGGCUUGUAAAAAUGUAUUUAUUCCUGAAAACGCACAAAAGAAUAAAAAGAAAAAGAACAAAAGAAUAAAUUAA